Molecule: messenger RNA, 655 nt
Organism: Cannabis sativa
Lineage: Eukaryota; Viridiplantae; Streptophyta; Magnoliopsida; Rosales; Cannabaceae
Product: probable calcium-binding protein CML18
Exons: 1
Coding region: 72-365 (97 amino acids)
Molecular function (GO): calcium ion binding
Source: RefSeq, a predicted model, not a curated record
UAGCUCGGAAUAGUUUUGUUUACUCUCUUAAAGGUGUUAUAUAUAUUGAAAGAAAAUAUUUUAUAUACAAUAUGGGGUUUUGCUUUGAAUCGUCUGUAGUUCAGCCAAAAGUAGCGGAAAUUGAAUGGAGAGAUGACCAGUUAACAAUGGCUUUCAAAACGUUCGACACAGAUAAUGAUAGGAAGCUUUCGAAGAGAGAGCUGAAAGAAGCUUUCAAAUAUCUUGGAUCUCAUUGCAGCAGAUUUAGAGGUGCAAGAGCUCUUAAAUAUGCUGAUCAAGAUAACGAUGGCUUUGUUGAUCUCUCUAAUUCUGAGUUGUCUAAACUCGUCACCUAUGCCAACAACUGUGGCUAUAAAGUUGUUUAGUAUAUAUAUACACAUAUUUUCACUAAUACAUAUGUAAUAUAUAUAUAUAUAGUACUCACCUAGCAAACCCUAGGUUUGAUCUUAAUUAGUUUGAGAGAGAGAAGGGUAAUAUGGGUAUUAUACGUAUAAUAGUACGUAAUAAGUAGUGCGAUAGUCGAAAAAAAAAGGUGGUGGCUACCAAGGUUCGUAUAUAUAGUACACCCCAACUGAGCCGAGCGCUAUUAUCAUGUGUUGUAAUAUUUUAUCUUUAUCUAUAAAGUGUGAUUAUAUAACUAAAAUUGUUGAUUUAA